CCACCAUGUGAUCAGACGCGCUUGCGCAGGGAAUCGGGAUGUCAAGCGAAGAUGGGUUCCCGUUCACACCAGACAAGGCGCUCAUAAAUCCCAAAUUUGAGGGGUACAGACUUGGUUCUCUCGACCAAGAUGACUGUGUUUCGUCCUUUCUUCUCCCCAGAGGUGGGGCAUCGCAAGUUACUGGUUCGAAUUCUACACAUGCAGGUCUCCAUCCUCAACUAUCAUUUAAAGAAGUGCAGGAUCGGAUUGCAUUCAACCACCUCUCUGCUGGACUGGACGGGGUUACGCUUGGAUAUAUUGAUAAAGACGGGAUGGCGAUUCUCGUACGACUGGGCCAGGACGGGAAACCGCACUUCACGUCCUUUUUCGAAAUCCCAAAAAUCAUCCAAGGAUCGCAUACCCUGAUUGCUGAGUAUCCUUGCCUCCAAGCGCUGGAUCGAGAUACCUGGAUCAUCUCCGACGGUAAAGGAAACCUCUACAUCGUCAAGGAGACAACCGCUCCUUCCGAAUCUUCAGACCCUGUUGGGGUUCUCCUUGCUGCAUUUAGCGUGCCUCACGAUGACAUCGAUGAGCCUACCACUCCGAUGCGGUUGCAUGUUGCGCACACAGUGCAACCAAGUGACGUUGGAGGGAAUGAAAUUACUAUCCGGGUCCUGAUAUCCCACAAAGUAGUUAAAGAGCAAGAUAUCUCUACUUCUGAGUCGGGCAGGAAACAAAAAGCGAGAUCACACCAUAAAAUCCAGUUCAGACUUUCUGCUAUCUCCUUGCAGCUGCCCCGCCCAGUGGCAGAAGAUGCGAUGGAUGAGGUGACAGGGCCAAGGAAUGUGUCAGUCUUGUGGUCCGCAAUUGGCGACGACCUUCCAGCGCAUGUUCGAUACUCCCCAAGGCUCCGGAGUUACCUGAUCCUUGCGGAAUCCGCAUACAUUGGUGCCUCAUCAAUACCCUCGGCGACUACAUCUUUGCCGCCACGCGAUCCACUUCCGGAAGAGAUUGCACCAAUCCCAAGAGCUCAAGAGAAUCUUGAUGCGGAGAAGACGCCUAUUCCUCCGUCUAUUCCACCAUAUUCAUGGACUCAGAACGAGGAUUCCCUCACUAUCGCGUUCUUUCUUCCCGUUACCAUUCCAAAGACUGCCAUUCGCGCCACCCUCAGAUCCAGGGAUCUAUCCCUACUGAUCAUCGAUACGACUGGGAGCCUUGCGGACGCAAAAAAUAUGGGUUUAAAAAUUCCGUUCUUCGCUAAGAAACCAUGGUGGGGCGAGAUCGAUGCGAGCGCCAGCCUUUGGACGUGGGACAAGGAUGGCGACAGAGAGUAUGCCGCGGCUUCUGGAUCCGAUGCCGGAGGACCUACGAUCGGUGUAUUAACACUGUAUCUGGAAAAACGACACGAAAAGACUCGUUGGCCUCAUGUAUUCGCUUCAUCCGGGACAACUUCUACAGAUGGCCGACCCCCGGACGAUGAAGAUUCGGACGUCCCAGAAACGCUUGACCCGACCGAGCUGUAUGCAGCACGAGAAGCAUUGGAAAAGUAUACGAGUGCCGUCCUGUCUGGUGAGGACCCCGGUGGAUUGGAUUUAGGCAGAGGUCUCCCGAGUCUCUCACGGAAAGAGGUGGAUGACGAAAUAGACGACAACGUUGGUAGGAACUUGAUUAUGAUGUGGAGGGAGGCGGACGAUGGCGUUGCCCUGUUGCCUCCAGGUGGAUACGAGUGGCCACUCGAUCUACUUUCCCACCCAGUGCCGUUGCCACUCCCCGACCAUGAUGCCAAGGCUCUGGGGGCGUGGAGCAUCAUAAUUAAGAACGGAGUUGAUGGCCUAUUAUUCAAUUGCGAUGAUGCCUCAGUGGAAGGCAAAUCUCCUGCAUGGAAACACGAUUCAACAUUCUCUGCUCUAGCUUUUGUCCUUGCCUCAAAGCGAGACACUCGGUUCACAUUUCACCUUCGUGAUAAGGUUGUUGUGGCUUUUGAGAGCGGGGCGGCAUCGCCAAUCGGAGGGGGAAACGCAUAUAUUUAUCGCAGCAUUGACAAAAGAGGAGCCAAGUGGGCGAAGCAGGCUGUGUUGAAAGUAGGGGGUGGCACUGCUGGAGCACUGUUGGGAGUUGCCGGGUUACUGAGUAGCAACGGUCUAGACAAGUUUACGAUCGUGUGCUUGUGCGAGAAUGAGCUUGUCAUUGUCCAGGACAUCGUGUAGAACUACCGGCUGUGAUAUGCUUUGUCGUCAAUACUAGUCCAUCGAUCCACAAAACAAAAGUCGACGGCAUCUGGCGCCUGCUGAGGCAUGUCCG
Molecule: messenger RNA, 2280 nt
Organism: Cantharellus anzutake
Lineage: Eukaryota; Fungi; Basidiomycota; Agaricomycetes; Cantharellales; Hydnaceae
Exons: 2
Coding region: 39-2186 (715 amino acids)
Source: RefSeq, a predicted model, not a curated record